Molecule: messenger RNA, 2124 nt
Organism: Schistocerca gregaria
Lineage: Eukaryota; Metazoa; Arthropoda; Insecta; Orthoptera; Acrididae
Gene: Rpt1
Product: 26S proteasome regulatory subunit 7
Exons: 9
Coding region: 511-1815 (434 amino acids)
Biological process (GO): proteasome-mediated ubiquitin-dependent protein catabolic process
Cellular component (GO): proteasome regulatory particle, base subcomplex
Molecular function (GO): ATP binding; ATP hydrolysis activity; proteasome-activating activity
Source: RefSeq, a predicted model, not a curated record
GAAAGGCUUUGUGGAACGUUUUCACGUGACGUGACAGCAAGUGUGAACUGGCCUUACGGCAGCGCCACAUUUAAUUAAUUCAUUCUCUUCCCAGAAGUACACAGUAUGUCAACGCAACGUGAAAUGUUUGUUGCCAGCUUCGGAGUUGGUGACGACGAAUACACGUAGUGAAACUUUUGCCACUGCUGUAGAUGGAGACACGAGCAACGAACGUAGAUACAGAUAUGUUGCGGACUUAGUCGGGAACAUUACUGCGAAAAGAAAAAUGUUUCUAAACUCAGUGUAUAUGCGGUUUGCAUGCGCAAAUAACGGCAAUCCGCAAACUGGCGGAAAAACCAAGUCCACUACAUUUUGGCGCGACGGAAGUAUUCUACCGUGUGCCCUACCAUGCAUUAGGAACUUUGCACAUUUCCGCUUUUGACCGAUAUAGCAUCUUUGAGUGUAACUGUGUGUAUUGGAAUUGGCUUGUCAUUUUGUUGUGUUUGUUGAGGUUAGAAUUAAACAGGGAUAAUGCCAGAUUUUCUUGGAGAUGAUAUGCGAAAGGUGAAGAAAGAGGAAAAAGAAGAAGAGAAAGAGAUUAAAGCUCUGGAUGAAGGUGAUAUAGCACUUCUGAAGACAUAUGGCCAGGGACAGUAUACAAAAACUAUAAAAGCAGUAGAAGAUGAUAUCCAGACCAUAAUUAAACGUGUUAAUGAGCUGACAGGAAUAAAAGAAUCUGACACAGGUUUAGCAGCUCCAGCAUUAUGGGACUUGGCAGCUGAUAAACAGACUUUGCAGAAUGAACAGCCAUUGCAGGUUGCACGGUGCACAAAAAUCAUAAAUGCUGAUUCAGAUGAUCCAAAAUACAUAAUAAAUGUUAAACAAUUUGCGAAGUUUGUAGUUGAUUUGGCAGAUUCAGUGGCACCUACCGACAUUGAAGAAGGAAUGAGAGUUGGUGUGGAUCGUAACAAAUAUCAAAUUCAUAUACCUUUGCCACCAAAGAUAGAUCCAACAGUCACAAUGAUGCAAGUUGAAGAGAAACCAGAUGUUACAUAUAGCGAUGUUGGAGGAUGCAAAGAACAAAUUGAAAAAUUAAGAGAAGUUGUUGAAACACCACUAUUGCAUCCUGAGAAGUUUGUAAACCUUGGAAUUGAACCACCUAAAGGAGUCCUCCUCUUUGGUCCUCCCGGCACAGGUAAAACAUUAUGUGCAAGGGCUGUUGCAAACAGAACAGAUGCUUGUUUCAUUAGGGUCAUUGGGUCCGAACUUGUCCAGAAAUACGUAGGAGAGGGAGCGAGAAUGGUUCGAGAACUGUUUGAAAUGGCACGCAGCAAAAAGGCUUGUCUUAUAUUUUUUGAUGAAAUUGAUGCUAUUGGAGGAGCACGUUUUGAUGAUGGUGCCGGUGGUGAUAAUGAAGUCCAGAGAACUAUGUUGGAACUUAUAAAUCAGUUGGAUGGUUUUGAUCCUAGGGGUAACAUUAAAGUUCUAAUGGCCACGAACAGACCAGACACUCUGGAUCCAGCACUCAUGCGACCAGGUAGAUUGGACAGAAAAGUGGAGUUUGGCUUGCCAGACUUGGAAGGACGGACACACAUAUUCAAGAUACAUGCUCGUUCUAUGAGUGUUGAGAGAGAUAUUCGUUUUGAACUACUUGCUCGACUCUGUCCAAACAGCACAGGUGCUGAAAUACGAUCUGUGUGCACAGAAGCUGGAAUGUUUGCAAUCCGAGCAAGAAGAAAAGUUGCAACUGAGAAAGAUUUUCUAGAGGCUGUAAAUAAAGUUAUAAAAUCAUAUGCAAAAUUCUCAGCAACUCCAAGAUAUAUGACAUACAAUUAAAUUUAUUUUCAGACUUAAUUUAAAAAUAGUGAUUGUCACUGUGACAGAUAUGUACAUGAUGAUCAGUAAUUCUGAAGUUGUACUGUGUAUGUUUGUAAAAAUACAAAUUUAUACUUCAGAAAUUUGCAUUAAUUUUUUUGAUUUGAUGUACAGGUUCAGGAAUUCCUGUGUACAUUUCUCUCUACUUGGCUGAAAGUAAGUUCUAUAAUUUUUAAGUAAAUUAGUUGAUUGACAUAACAAACACUAAAAAAUCAAAACUGGAAUGAAACAAGAUGUGGAAGCCUUAAAUAUAUUUUGUGAAAUUUAAUA